Messenger RNA from Brassica napus (rape), 2042 nucleotides. RefSeq lists its product as uncharacterized. The transcript is spliced from 3 exons. Gene Ontology annotation, molecular function: starch binding. Gene Ontology annotation, cellular component: starch grain; chloroplast stroma. Lineage: Eukaryota; Viridiplantae; Streptophyta; Magnoliopsida; Brassicales; Brassicaceae. The coding region runs from base 105 to 1859 and encodes 584 amino acids. The record is from RefSeq and is a predicted model, not a curated record. Gene Ontology annotation, biological process: regulation of starch metabolic process; starch metabolic process.
UGAACUUCAAAAAAGAGUUCGAGUGUUGUUUAUAAACCUUCUUCUUCUCCUUCUUCUACUACUUUCCUAAACACCCGCUAAUUUCGAAACCUCCAAAACAAAAAAUGGCUUCGCGUCUUGGAGUCUCCCUACGCGCCGCCUUGACCGCACCUCACGCCCCUCACUUCGACGACGGAACACGCCGUCACUCCUCGUCAAUUUUCACGGCGCCGUUCCCGAACCGGAGGAAUCGAACCGGAUCGAGGACGCUUAGGGUUUCGAAUGACGGGCCCGAAUCGUACCUCGACAUGUGGAAAAACGCCGUCGAUCGCGAGAAGAAGGAGAAGGCCUUCGAGAAGAUAGCCGAGAAUGUAGCUUCCGACGGCGAGGACGGAGAUUUAAACAAGAAGAGCGACGAGUUCCAGAAGAUCCUGGAAGUCUCCGUCGAGGAGAGGGAUCGGAUUCAGCGGAUGCAGGUGGUGGAUCGCGCCGCCGCGGCUAUCUCCGCCGCGAAAGCGAUUCUCGCCUCUAACAAUUCAGGCGACGGCAAUGAUGGGUUUCAAGACGAGGAGAAGAGCGGCAAUGAUGCUAAGUCCAAAGGUACCUUUCUUCACUAUCACUUGAUUGUUAUAUGUGGUGAGAUUAAUGUUAUUGAGUUGUCAGGGAUGUGGAGCAGAACAGUGUAUGUUCCUCGGUCUGAAACUUCUGGUUCCGAGACACCAGGACCUGACUUUUGGUCUUGGACACCUCCUGAGAUGAGUUCCAAUGCGAGUAUGGACUUGCAACCUAAGCCUUCUGAGUUUCCGACCUUGUCAAAUCCUGUACUGGAGAAAGAACCUUCAUCGGAUUCUCUUUCCAUACCUUACGAGAGUAUGCUCUCCACCGAAAGACAUAGCUUUGUUGUCCCUCCUUUUGAGUCUUUGAUCGAGGUUAAAAAAGAGACCGAGACAGAGACAAAGUCCAUAUCGUCGGAACAUGACCUUGAUGCCGUAUCUUCAGCGAAUGCGGAAGAAGCGGCUCGUGUUCUUGAUGGUUUGGAUGAUUCUUCGUCGUCUGGAGUUAGCCAAGAGGGGUUGAAGUGGUGGAAGCAGACGGGUGUUGAGAAAAGGCCUGAUGGUGUGGUUUGCAGGUGGACUAUGAUACGUGGUGUGACUGCUGAUGGUGUUGUUGAGUGGCAGGACAAGUACUGGGAGGCUUCUGAUGACUUUGGGUUUAAGGAGCUUGGCUCUGAGAAAUCAGGACGUGAUGCUGCUGGAAACGUGUGGCGUGAGUUCUGGAGAGAGGCGAUGAUGCAGGAGAACGGUGUUGUGCAUAUGGAGAAAACUGCAGACAAAUGGGGAAAGAGUGGACAAGGAGAUGAAUGGCAAGAGAAGUGGUUUGAGCAUUACGAUGCUACCGGCAAAUCAGAAAAAUGGGCUCACAAAUGGUGCAGCCUUGACCGUAACACACCACUUGAUGUUGGCCACGCUCAUGUCUGGCAUGAGAGGUGGGGAGAGAAGUAUGACGGGCAAGGCGGAAGCACAAAGUACACAGACAAGUGGGCGGAGAGGUGGGUAGGGGAUGGUUGGGACAAGUGGGGAGACAAAUGGGACGAGAACUUUAACCCGAGCGCUCAAGGAGUGAAGCAAGGUGAGACUUGGUGGGAAGGGAAGCACGGUGACCGCUGGAACCGGAGCUGGGGUGAAGGACAUAACGGUUCGGGUUGGGUACACAAAUACGGGAAAAGCAGUAGUGGAGAACACUGGGACACACAUGAGCAACAAGAGACUUGGUAUGAGAGGUUCCCUCACUUUGGUUUCUUCCACUGUUUUGACAACUCUGUUCAGCUCCGAGCUGUUCGGAAGCCUUCUGAUUUAGAAAAUGAUGGAGAAAAGCAAUAAUUUAAAUAAAUAGCAUUUGGUACAUUGAGAACUACUUGCUCUCUGAUGAUUUAUUCGUUGCCUUGUGUUUAAUAGGUGUUUCUUAAGUUUAUGUGUGGUGAGGUAGUGUCAUAUAAUGUUGUCAAAAAAUGUAGUGUUAUAUACAUAAAUUAUUGAUUAACUCGUCUCUUUUCUUGGUUAAAA